Messenger RNA from Dermochelys coriacea (leatherback sea turtle), 8087 nucleotides. RefSeq names its product RIMS binding protein 2 (gene RIMBP2). Gene Ontology annotation, molecular function: protein binding. Gene Ontology annotation, biological process: neuromuscular synaptic transmission. The record is from RefSeq and is a predicted model, not a curated record. NCBI's taxonomy places the organism in Eukaryota, Metazoa, Chordata, Testudines, Dermochelyidae. The transcript has 26 exons. Bases 497 to 4789 code for a protein of 1430 amino acids.
CGGCCGCCCUGGCGACAGCGAGUGAACCGCGGGGAGCUGGGAAGCCCGGCGGCGCGGCGGCCCCCGCCGCCUCUCCCCCGCCCCGAGCCGGCACACGGCAGGUCUCUGCGGCGGGACGUCGGGGGCGCUUCCUCGCCAGUUUAGAAAUGAUCUACCAUAUUUGCAACCUGCAGUGCCACAGAAAACAUUAGAUCAGAUCGGAUUUUUAGAGGAGAAAACCCAGAUUUUUCAAUCUAAUGUCAUAACACUAACUCAAGAGAAUCAUCAUUGGAGAUUUUUAGAAAAUGAACUGAAGGAUGCUGUGCAAGAGAAGAAUCGCUUGAGCCUUCAAUAUGCUAGUCUGUCCCACAAAGCACUGCAAUAUGACCAGGUGAAAUCAGACUAUGUUCAGCUUAGAGAAACCCUCACCAUAGUGACCAAAGAACGAGAUUUGGCUGUGAAGGAGAAACACCAGCUCCAAGCCAAGCUGGAGAACUUAGAGCAGGUCCUAAAGCAUAUGCGAGAGGCUGCUGAACGGCGGCAACAGCUGGAGUUGGAGCAUGAGCAAGCCUUGGCUGUUCUCAAUGCAAAACAGCAGGAAAUUGAACUCCUGCAGAAGGCUCAGGUUGAAGCAAAGAAAGAACAUGAAGGCGCAGUUCAGCUGCUAGAGAACACCUUGGACAGCAUGCAGGCCAAGGUACGAGAGCUAGAGGAGAAAUGUCGGACACAGAGUGAACAGUUCAACCUCCUCUCCAAGGAACUGGAGAAGUUUCGGCAGCAAGCUGGAAAGAUUGAUCUCUUGAGCAGUAACUCAGUAGCAUCCUCAGAUGUUCUUGGCUCCCCUAGUAAAUCUCUGUCCCAGUUAAUGAACGGAAUAGCCACCUCCAUAGGCAAAGGUAACGAAAGCCCCUCUGGAAGUCGUUGUGUGAUUUCGGAGUUUAUACGACCCCUGCAGAUAUCCGGUGACAAACCAGAACAGUUGUCCGUCAAACCUACUUUUCUGUCCAGGUCAAGAUCCGGCAGCCCAAGAUGCAGAUUUGAUUCAGACGUGAGUCUUUUUAAGUUGAUGACAUUGGGAAUGUGUUUGAUCGGCCAGAGCCUUCCUUCUUCAAUGGGACAGAUGGAUAAUGAACGGAAUUCCAAUACCUCAAAGCAAAGAUAUUCUGGGAAAGUCCAUCUUUGCAUCGCCCGUUAUAGUUACAACCCGUUUGAUGGACCAAAUGAAAAUCCAGAAGCAGAGCUCCCCCUUACAGCAGGAAAAUACCUCUAUGUGUAUGGAGACAUGGAUGAAGAUGGCUUCUAUGAAGGUGAACUUCUAGAUGGACAAAGAGGACUGGUCCCUUCAAACUUUGUGGAUUUCGUUCAAGAUAAUGAGUCCCGUUUGUCAAGCACCAUAGGCAGCGAGCAGGAUCAGAAUUUUAUCAACCAUUCGGGUCAUGCUUUGGAAGGAGAUAGUCUACUGGAGCUCAAUCCGCCGAGUCACAUAGAGUCCAGUGUAAUCAACAAUGGCACGGGAACUCUUGAUAUGAACAUUGAUGAAAUUGGAGAAGACAUUGUGCCUUAUCCUAGAAAAAUCACCCUUAUUAAACAACUAGCCAAAAGUGUUAUUGUGGGCUGGGAGCCACCAGUAGUGCCACCUGGAUGGGGAACCAUUAAUAGCUACAAUGUCCUGGUUGACAAAGAAAUACGGAUGAAUGUGUCCUUUGGAAGCAGAACUAAAGCUCUUAUAGAAAAACUUAACACUGCUACUUGCACAUACCGAAUAUCAAUUCAGAGCAUUACGAGCAGGGGUACCUCAGAUGAGCUACUGUGCACUUUGUUAGUUGGGAAGGAUGUAAUUGUAGCACCCUCUCAUCUUAAGGUGGACAACAUAACCCAGAUUUCUGCUGAGCUGUUCUGGCUUCCUACCAAUAGUAAUUACAGUCAUGUGAUCUUUCUGAAUGAAGAAGAGUUCGACAUUGUCAAGUCUGCUAGCUACAAGUACCGUUUUUUUAAUUUGAAGCCCAACCUGGCCUACAAGGUGAAGGUCAUGGCAAAGCCCCAUCAGAUGCCCUGGCAGCUUCCUCUGGAGCAACGGGAAAAAAAGGAAGCCUUUGUGGAAUUUUCUACAUUGCCAGCAGGUCCUCCAGCUCCUCCUCAAGAUAUUACCAUACAGGCUGGGUCCACACCAGCUACUAUACAGGUGUCCUGGAAACCACCAACCCUUACAUCCACAGGGACCUCCAAUGGAGCAAAUGUUACUGGCUAUGGUGUUUAUGCAAAAGGCCAAAGGGUGGCAGAGGUGAUCUUUCCAACAGCAGAGAACACCUGCGUGGAGCUAAUGAGAAUACGAAAUGUAGAAGCUAAGGAAGUUACCGUGAGAACACUUUCUGCACAAGGGGAGUCUGAGGAUUCUUGUGUUGCUGCCAUUCCAUCUGACCUAUUGGUGCCUCCAAUCCCUCACCCUCGGACAGCUCCCAAAUCGAAGCCAUUAGCAAGUGCCGGGGCCCCAGAUACCAAAGAAGAACAUUUAAGUCCACGUUUAAAAAUGGAUGAGUCAUGGGAACAGACUUGUUCAGCAUCCCCCAUUCAUGGACACACUUUGGAGCCUCCUGCCCCCAUCUUUCAAAGCCCGCUUCAAGGAAGGAGGUCUCCCUCGCCUAAUCGAAUACUCCCUCAGCCGCAAGGCACACCCAUCCCCAACACUGUUGCUAAAGCCAUGGCGAGAGAAGCUGCCCAGCGGGUUGCAGAGAACAACAGGAUGGAGAGGAGGAGUGUGUUUAGCGAAAGGAGUAACAUGGUGCAUUAUGCAAACUCAGAUGAGGAGGAAGAUGGCUAUGAUUCUCCCAGCAUUAAAAGGAGAGGGGCUUCAGUCGACGAUUUCCUGAAAGGCUCAGAGCUUGGAAAGCAGCCACACUACUGCCAGAGUGAGGAGUACCACACGGAGAGCAGUAGGGGCUCCGACUUGUCCGAUAUUAUGGAGGAAGAUGAAGAAGAGUUGUACUCAGAAAUGCAGCUGGAGGAUGGAGGAAGAAGACGAGUCAGUGUAACAUCACACAACACACUCAAGGAAUGCUCUAAGAAUAGGACCACUGAAGCUGCUUUUUUGGAACAGCCUGACUUUUCACAGCAGAUACACCACAGUAAAAAGCUUUUCAGUAUCCCAGAAGUAGCCGAAGAGGAUGUUGAAUAUUCUGAACUAUUGCAGAAACAGGGUUUUGGUAUGCCCUAUAAAAUGAAACCUAUGGUAGCUAGAUGCACUAGACCACCUAGACCCUACAAUCAAGACAAACAGCAUAACUUUUGGUACCCAGCCAAGCACAGAAUUUCAGGCAUGGAGAAUUUUGCUUCAGAAGACAAAGGCUAUAACUACAGUAGAUCCUUAACGAGAAGCCCUGACAGCGGACUAGACUGUGGAAGUGAGGAAGAAGAAUCUCGUUUUACUUUCAGAAAUGCUUAUGAUUUGAUUUCUGCCAAUGUUGUGCCUAGCUGUUGUGCAGAGACAGAUAACUGUUCAUGCAGAAAAAGCACAAGACCAUUGCUUGCUCGCAGGAAAACUUUAACCAGGCAAAGCAGCAUUGAAGAAGACUUUGACGACUUGGGUCCUUCCUUUAUAGAGCCCAGAAGUGAGGAGGCCAAGCCCAGUUAUGAGAAGAAGUCUGAGACUCAAAAAUGCAAUAGAACAGAUAAUUUGACUAGCAAAGAUGUUCAGCGAUUCUGGAAGAUCAACUUACAAGUGAAUGACUCUAGGGCAGCUGUUCCACAUGCAGAGCCAUCCCACAGAGAUGCAGAAAACUCUCUGCUUUUAGGGAAUCCAUCAUCCACUGGACGACCUGACAGGGUGGAGCACACGGGUCGAAGGUUGUCUCAUGCCAGUGCAGUCCCACAAAGGUCUCGACCAAUGUUGGUCCCUUCCAUUGAAAUUACAAUGGACAGUAACAGUGAAGGCGGUCGGUCUCGGUCAGGUAGUGAGGGAAAUAUUUCACCUGUAAAAGAAGAAGCUUAUUAUCGCAGCAUUGAUGGACACAAGAAAUGGUCUCAGCAGCGUACCAUGGCCUCUGACUAUAGAUACGAUGGAUACUGUAGUCGGGACCAUCUUUCUCCAGAUAUUUAUGAAGAAUCAGAAACAGAUCCUGGCACAGAGGAUAUUUCUCCUCGAAUAUUUGUUGCCCUCUUUGACUAUGAUCCACUGACAAUGUCCCCCAAUCCUGAUGCUGCAGAAGAAGAGCUACCAUUUAAAGAAGGACAGAUCAUUAAGGUUUAUGGAGAUAAAGAUGCUGAUGGAUUCUACCGAGGAGAAACUUGCACAAGACUUGGCCUUAUUCCAUGUAAUAUGGUCUCUGAAAUCCAAGCAGAUGAUGAAGAAAUGAUGGAUCAGCUUCUGAAACAAGGGUUUCUUCCUCUGAAUACCCCUAUAGAAAAAAUAGUCAACUGUGACCGUUUCAAAGAGAGCACACGCUCUGUACACCGCAGAUCCAGAAAGUCUAAAAGAGAAAGGAACAGAAGGAGUGGCAGACAGCAUUCUGUGUCAACACGGAGGAUGGUGGCACUAUACGAUUAUGAUCCAAGAGAAAGUUCUCCUAACGUUGACGUGGAGGCUGAGCUUACCUUUUGUACAGGAGACAUUAUCACUGUCUUUGGUGAAAUAGAUGAAGAUGGGUUUUACUAUGGUGAACUUAAUGGACAGAAGGGGCUGGUUCCUUCAAACUUUCUUGAAGAAGUGCCUGAUGAUGUAGAAGUCUAUCUUUCUGAUGCACCAUCACGAUAUGUUCAAGAUACACCACUGCGUACAAAAGCAAAAAGGAAGAAGAGUGUUCAUUUCACACCUUAAUAAGGCAAUGUAGCCUUCACGUAAGUGAGCAACUGAAGAUACCAAUAAAGUUAUCAGUUAAAGCCACCUGACAAUAUCUAAUGCAACAGACUUGAAACUUAACUGUGAAAAAAAGAAAUAUGUCUCCAAAAAUCAAUGGCCCCAAAGUAACAGGAUACAGACAUUUACUGUAUGUACUUGUAAGUCAGUGUUUGCAUGAGACAAAAAAAUCCUCUGACAUGGCUAUUAAAGGGUUUUUUUCCCCCCCAUCUAAUUAGGAUUAACUUUAUGAAAGUCAGCAUUUGGAACAUAUUUCUCCAUGAGCUAAAUGUUUCUGUUUACAUCAAAAGAAGUGUUCAAUGUCUAAUUGUGCUACAGACGAAAGCUGCCUAUUGCAUUGUUAGCUAACCUGAGAUACACAAAUUCAUUAAGUUCCUAAAUACAGGAAAAAAGCACAACACCCACCCUUAAAUAAUAAGCAAAUGAGUUGUAAGCAGAUAAGUACAGAAGUUUACAGAUGUAUAGAGUUCUGAAACGCAAUCACAAAUAUCUGCUUAAAAUCUGUUUCCCACAAUCAAUUGUACCCCCGUUUGCUAUGACUAUAUCCAUUCAGUAAUUCUGAAAUAAUACACACACCCCCCCCGUAUGCCACAAUUUACUAGGACUGUCCGUAUUAGUGCAAAUGCUUAUGAAACACUUUAGCAGUGGUUUGGUUUACCAAUGCAAUAAAAAGUGUCAAUAUGAAACAUGCAGCUCACCCAAUGAAGCAUUAGACUAAAUAUAUGGUAUCUUCAGGUGUACGUUGGGGUGCUUUAUCAAGUUGUUUUUCAUUAGAAUUAGACCUUGAUUUAAAAAUCAAAGUAGGCUUGAAGUCCCUUUGCUUAAUAAACUGUUGCACAAUAAUACAGCAAACUGCUAAAUGUAUUAAUGUUGUCUUAACUGGAAUUAAAGAUAAUAGGGAUCCCUGAGGCAUGGUUUAUACUACACAGUAUCAUCUUACAACAUACAGUACCACAUUUUGUCAGCAGGGCACAGUAGUUGCCAUAGGAUGCGUAUAAAUAGUUAUAGUAGUUUCAUUCAAGUGCUUUUGAUGAUUAAAAUAGCUUUGUUUAAAAUACUAAGGAAUGCUGUCAUGUUCUCAGUAUUGUACAACAAGGGUUUAUCUUCACCAGGAAAUCAUAUAGCUGCAGCAUACACCAAGCAAUCAGGGUCUUUAAGCUUUCUUUGAUUGCAAUUAAGGUUCAUUUUAGCUUCCCCCCCCCUUUCUUUCAACCACUGUGCCAUCUUCUCAAAUACGUAUAUACAGUAUGCUAACCUGUUUUAACAAAACAUGUUCAAAGGACAUCAAAAACUAAGUGAUAAUCGUAUACAGUUUGAACAUACAGUAAUUCCUUCUGGAAAUUGUUUGGUAUAUAUAGAUGGAUCUAUAGUAUAUAAUCCACUUUGCUGUUUAAUUUUAAGAGUGCUGAAAUACAAAAUUUGUGAUUUUUGCCAAAACGAUGGCAAAGUAAGAAUCUCCAGCUCUGUUUAAAAAUGUAACCAACUUGAGGACCUACUGAAGUGUGUAUUUUUUGCUGUCUAUACCUUUGCUCACCAUUUUUUGUGGGAAGCUGUAUUUAUGUAUUGUCUGCAUUUCCCUAUGGCAUACUUAAAACUAUUGAAAGAAGAAUUGAGCCAGCCCUUUUUUUUUUUUUUUUUAAGUGGGUAAUGGGACAAAAAUUGUUACCAACUUUCUUGAUGAUGAGUGCUUUCAAACAUUCAGUAAACUAAAAUAAUAUACCUAAUAGGUUCCUCCUGAGAAUACAGGUACAUCAAGGAGAGCACCAUCUCCCACAGUCCAUCUCCAUUCUGGGUCACCUACGUCAUCUAUUGGUUCUGGUAGUCCUGGGAGAGGCAGGGAAAUGUCCUCGAAAAAGAAAAAGGGGCUGCUUUCCAAAGGCAAGAAACUGCUGAAAAAGCUGGGUGCAGUGAAAUGAUUCAUUUACUUCUGGACAACUUGUAAAGCUUCCAAGCUUGUUUUUUUUUUUAAACAAAAAACAAAAAACAGAACUUCAAACUAGGGCUUUCAUGACUAUAACAUACAUCUUUACAGAACCUUUGCAUUUUUAACCCUUUCUAACACCAGAGAAUCAUGAGACUUGUUUGAUCAAAACAGCAAGAAAAAAAGAAGUGGACUUCAGAGCAAUGUUGUCAAUAUCUGUUUUUCUUCAAAAAAAAGAUUUUGGGGAAUUAAGACUAGAAGGAUGUCAUCUUUUUAUUUCAAGGCACCUCCACACCUCUAACUCUAUUGGAUAAAUCUCUGCCUUUAUUCUCCUUUAACUUUGGGGGAAGCAGUAAAAUCUUAUUUGAGCUCUCUUCAAAAAUGCUCACUCCAAACUAGCCUAACGUUUAUCUUAAACGAAAAUGGUCUUGAAACUCCUAGUUUACUCAGUCUUGAUGUUUUGCCUUAUUAAUACACCAUUCGUACUGUCUAAAUAUACAGCGUAUACUUUGUAUGUACUGUGUAUUCAAAUGUCUUUUCAACCUCACAGACAUGGUAAUUUAAGAUCAGGUAAUGUGUUAUUGACUCCAUUUAAUGUCUGAUGUAAUUUUCUGGAGGCUGAAAAUGUUGUGCAGGAUGCAUUUUUAAACAUUUGUAUGAGUUCCUUUAGCAAACGUUCAGUAUACUAACAUGAUGUAGCGCCUAAACUAUCCAGAGAAUGCACACAGUGUUUUAAUCAUUCAAAAUCUUGUUUUAUAGCUCCUGGCACUAGUGUGAACAUUUCAGUAUUCUAAAUAAUAAUCAUCUUUGCUCCCCAAGUGUUCUCUCUUGUGAAGUGCAGUUUUAAGUUAAAAUCAUUUUUCAUGUUAUUGAUGUCUCAGAAUCAAGAUAAAAUGCAUGUCCUAGAUGCAGCAAUGAAAGAGGUGUAUGUUAUACACACAAGCUGUAGCCAGUUAAAAUGCUCUACCACUACAAAUCUUUCAAAACACUAAUUCUAAUAUUGGCUUCUUGCUUAAAACAAUCUUGCUGGCAGACAUUGGCAGUUACUAUUUUGUAAUUCUUGUCCAUUUGUAAAUUGUUUUUACUGUUUAUACAUACUUUUCAGACUGCCUUUCUUUUGUAAUUUAUGGAAGGUUUAUAAAUGAAGGAUCAAAGCUUUCCCCAUUGUGUCUUCAAAGAAUUAUAAUGUAAAUUACUGUAAGAUACUGUGUGCUAGAUUUAUGAAAUUAAAGAAAACUACUGGCCUAAAUUUGUGGUAAAGUAUUGUGUGGGCGUGUGCAUGUGUACAGUUAUUCAUGUGUAAAAUAUUUUAUAAAAUAAAUUUGAUAUUUUAUAGAA